Messenger RNA from Nannospalax galili (Upper Galilee mountains blind mole rat), 4047 nucleotides. It is a transcript of the gene Atp13a5, whose product is annotated as ATPase 13A5. Bases 199 to 3846 code for a protein of 1215 amino acids. Gene Ontology annotation, molecular function: P-type ion transporter activity; ATP hydrolysis activity; polyamine transmembrane transporter activity. The transcript has 30 exons. Gene Ontology annotation, cellular component: late endosome membrane. The record is from RefSeq and is a predicted model, not a curated record. Lineage: Eukaryota; Metazoa; Chordata; Mammalia; Rodentia; Spalacidae. Gene Ontology annotation, biological process: polyamine transmembrane transport; intracellular calcium ion homeostasis.
AAAUUAGCAGACCAAUCCUGUGGCUGAGGAGAGGCUUUCCUUUCUUUUCUUUGUUGGUCUAACAGGCAAGGUGCCAGCGGAUUUUAUAAGCACCUGAGAACAGCAAUGACAAGUAGUGCCUGAGUUCACAGACGCCCAGGUGGUUCUGACGUUUCCACACGCACUCUGCCAGAAAGGACUCUCUGCCCCCCGUUUUAGAUGGAGAAUGGUAAGAAGGACCACCGGGCUUUGCUCAAUGAAGGGGAAGAAAAUGAACUGGAGGUGUUUGGCUAUCAUACUCAGAAUCUACGGAGAGCCCUGUGCCUUGUCACAGCCGUGCUGACAGUCGGGGCUCUUCAGCUGGCGUUCUACUGGAGGCCUGAGUGGAGGGUCUGGGCCAACUGCAUCCCAUGCUCAUUGCAGGACGCAGACACGGUUUUGCUGAGGACAACAGAUAAAUUUGGAAGAUAUAUGAGGAAAAAGGUGCUCUGCCUCUACUUGUCCACACUGAAGCUUCCUAUAAGCAAGAACCCAGCAAAACCUCUGGUGGCUGACCGCCACUCUGUCAUAAACCAAGCUGUUAUGAAGCCAGAGUUAAAACUUCGAUGCAUCCAAGUGCAGAAAAUCCGGUACGUCUGGGAUUUUUUUGAGAAGCGGUUUCAGAAAGUUGGGUUGCUAGAAGACAGUAACUCCUGCUACGACAUCCAUCAUACAUUCGGAUUGGGUCUGACCACUGAGGAACAAGAGGUCAGAAGGUUGGUGUGUGGACCCAAUGCCAUAGAGGUGGAAAUCCAGCCCAUAUGGAAGCUGCUUGUUAAACAGGUUUUAAAUCCAUUCUAUGUGUUCCAAGCCUUCACCCUAACUCUGUGGCUGUCUCAGGGUUACAUAGAAUACUCUGUGGCCAUCAUCAUUUUGACCGUUAUCUCCAUUGUCCUAAGCAUAUAUGAUUUACGACAGCAAUCAGUUAAGCUGCACAAUCUGGUGGAGGACCACAACAAAGUUCAGGUCACAAUCAUCGUAAAAAACAAAGGUUUGCAGGAGUUAGAAUCUCGUCUCUUGGUUCCCGGAGAUAUUCUUAUUCUUCCAGGAAAACUUUCACUACCAUGUGAUGCUGUUCUGAUCGAUGGGAGUUGUGUGGUGAAUGAAGGCAUGCUCACAGGAGAAAGUAUACCUGUUACAAAGACACCAUUGCCCCAGACGGAGAAUACCAUGCCCUGGAAAUCCCACAGCUUGGAAGACUAUCGCAAACAUGUGCUUUUCUGUGGGACAGAAGUGAUCCAGGUCAAGCCAUCAGGGCAGGGGCCUGUAAGAGCCGUUGUUUUGCAGACAGGUUAUAAUACAGCAAAAGGGGACUUGGUGAGAUCCAUCCUCUACCCACGACCUCUGAACUUCAAACUAUAUAAUGAUGCCUUCAAGUUCAUGGUGUUCCUGGCCUGCCUUGGUGUUGUUGGAUUUUUCUAUGCCCUAGGGAUCUAUAUGUACCAUGAAGUUCCUCCGAGAUUCACUGCAACCAUGGCGCUGAUCCUCCUCACUGCCACUGUCCCUCCCGUGCUCCCAGCUGCUCUGACCAUAGGCAUUGUGUAUGCUCAGAAGAGACUGAAGAAGAAGAAAAUCUUCUGUAUCUCCCCACAGAGAAUCAACAUGUGUGGGCAGAUAAACCUUGUGUGCUUUGACAAAACAGGAACACUAACAGAAGAUGGACUGGACCUCUGGGGGACUGUCCCCACUGCUGGCAGCUGUUUUCAAGCUGUGCACAGUUUUGCCUCAGGCAAAGCUCUUCCCUGGGGCCCACUGUGUGCAGCCAUGGCCAGCUGCCAUUCCCUGAUCCUUCUUGAUGGAACCAUUCAAGGAGACCCUCUGGACCUCAAAAUGUUUGAAGGCACUGCCUGGAAUAUGGAAGAUUGCAAAGUAGACUCCUGCAGAUUUGGCAUGUCAGAUUCAAGCACAGUAAUAAAACCAGGACCAAAAGCCAGUCAGAGUCCUGUGGAUGCCAUCACCAUCUUGCUCCAGUUUCCAUUUUCCUCAAGCCUGCAGAGGAUGUCUGUGAUUGCUCGGCUAUCUGGGGACUGUCACUUCCAUGUAUACAUGAAGGGAGCACCAGAGAUGGUGGCCAGUUUCUGCAGAUCUGAAACAGUGCCCAAGAACUUCCCACAGGAACUGAGGAAUUACACAGUGCAAGGUUUCCGUGUCAUUGCCCUUGCCCAUAAAACCCUGAAGAUGGAGAAACUUUCAGAUGUAGGGCAUUUAGCAAGGGAGAAAGUGGAAUCUGAGUUAACAUUUCUGGGACUUCUCAUAAUGGAGAAUCGCUUGAAAAAGGAAACCAAACCAGUCUUGAAGGAACUGAGGGAGGCCCAUAUCAGGACUGUGAUGAUUACAGGUGACAAUCUUCAAACAGCCAUUACUGUCGCUAAGAAUUCCGAAAUGAUUCCUCCAGGCAGCCAAGUCAUCACUGUGGAGGCUAAUGAGCCAGAAGGUCUUCUUCCUGCCUCUGUAACCUGGCAGCUGGUGGUGAACCAAGAGCUUGGCCCUGGGAAGAAGGAAACCUUUAUUAAUAUUGGGAACAUUUCUGCACCUGGUGAGAAGUGCUACCAUUUUGCACUGAGUGGGAAGUCAUACCAAGUGAUAUUUCAGCAUUUCUACAGUUUGCUUCCCAAAAUUCUAGUAAAUGGAACGAUUUUUGCAAGAAUGUCUCCAGGGCAGAAAUCAAGCCUUGUUGAAGAAUUUCAGAAAUUAAAUUAUUAUGUGGGCAUGUGUGGAGAUGGAGCCAAUGACUGUGGGGCUUUGAAAAUGGCUCAUGCGGGCAUCUCGCUGUCAGAACAGGAAGCAUCUGUGGCCUCCCCCUUCACCUCGAAAACAGCCAACAUUGAAUGUGUGCCUCAUCUCAUCAGGGAAGGCCGGGCUGCUCUGGUUUCAUCUUUUGGUGUAUUUAAAUACUUGACCAUGUACGGCAUCAUCCAGUUUUUUGGAACAUCACUUCUCUACUGGCAACUUCAACUUUUUGGGAAUUACCAGUAUCUCAUGCAAGAUGUAGCCAUCACUUUGAUGGUCUGCCUAACAAUGAGUUUGAAUCAUGCCUACCCAAAGCUCGCUCCAUAUCGACCAGCAGGACAACUUCUUUCUCCACAGUUGCUGCUCUCUGUAUUUCUGAAUUCCUGUUUCACCUGCAUUGUACAGGUGUGUGCAUUUCUCUUCGUGAAGCAGCAACCCUGGUACUGUGAGGUCUAUCAAUACAGUGAAUGUUUUCUGUUCAACCAAACUCAUUUCUCAACCAAUGUGAGUUUGGAAAGAAACUGGACGGGAAAUGCAACUCUGGUUCCUGCUUCAGUCCUGAGCUUUGAGAGCACCACUCUGUGGCCCAUCUCCACCUUCAACUGCGUUACAGCAGCAUUUAUCUUCUCUAAGGGAAAGCCAUUUCGGAAACCCAUAUACACAAACUAUGUAUUUUCACUUCUCCUGACAUCUGCUGUGGGGCUCACAAUUUUCAUUAUGUUCUCUAAUCUUGAAGAUAUAAACCAUGGAAUGGAGUUCAUUCCAACCAUAACGUCAUGGAGAGUCUCCAUUUUGGUGGCAGCCUUUAUCCAGUUUUGCGUGGCCUUCUUUGUGGAGGAUGCCAUCCUUCAAAACAGAGAGCUCUGGCUGUUGAUAAAGAAAGAAUUUGGAUUCUACUCAAAAAGCCAGUAUAGGAUCUGGCAAAAAAAGCUGGCAGAAGACUCUACCUGGCCUCCCACAAACAGGACAGACUAUGCAGGCGAUGGCAAAAAUGGAUUUUAUAUCAACAAAGCCUAUGAAAGUCCUGAGCAGGUCCCCAAAGGGAAACACAAACUGGGAGGGCCAAUCUCAGAACAGCACUUUUGGACCAGACUCUGAUGGGAACUGUUGUCACAUAUAUUCAACAGCCUCACAUUUAUCCCCCGACUUAAAACACGGAAGAGAUGAAAACUGUACACCUAUCUUUUCUUUCUCCCUCUAAGCAUUCAAGGCACAUUUUUUCCAAUGCAUUGAGCCUUGAAACAAAGAACCUUCCACUCAUUAUAUCCUUCUUGAGCAAGAGAAAAUGAAUGCAUGUCU